This is a messenger RNA of Racocetra fulgida, 668 nucleotides long. The record is from the annotation of a GenBank genome assembly. Lineage: Eukaryota; Fungi; Glomeromycota; Glomeromycetes; Diversisporales; Gigasporaceae.
AGUGCAGGAACAAGUGGCUUUGGACAGCCAAAUCAAACAUCGUUAUUUGGAACUAACACACAGACACCUGCUUUUGGCGGCUUUGGAGCAGGGACGUCAACUUCUACGGGCACGGGCGGUUUUGGAGGCUUUGGCGUUCAAAAUCAGACAACGCCAACUUUUGGGGACAUCCACUGCGACACCAAGUCCACCUCCUAACGGUACAGCGAAUCCAUCUUAUACGACAACAAGCGAAAAAGAUCCAGCUGGAACUUUGAAUAUUUUCCAUAGUAUUAGUGCAAUGCCUGCGUACAGAAAUUUCUCUUUUGAGGAACUUCGACUACAAGAUUACCAAUUAAAUCGAAAACCACUUGCUACUGGAUCUAAUUUUGGUGGGAUUGGUAGUGUAACACCAUCCUUUGGAGCUACAAGCACUCCAAGUGCGUUUGGUGCUGCACCUAGUGGGUUUGGUAAUGCUUUUGGUGUUAAAUCAACACAACCUACUCAGCCAUUUGCAUUUGGUGGUGGUGCUACAGCUACUCCCGCUGCUGGAGGAGGUUUUGGCGCUCAAGUCGGUUCAUCACAAUUAUUUGGCGCAUCAAAACCUUUCGGUGCACCAACAGGAGGGGGAUUUGGUACCGCCACGCCAGGUGCUGGAGGUGGGUUUGGAAGCGCAAUAGGUGGAAUAG